AUGGAUGCAAAGUGGUUGCCCUUGAUGCAACUACCUCCUUCCGCCGCUGCUCGUGUCUUCGGAGUUGGAGAGCUGGUCGAGGAGAUUCUGGAGCACCUGUCACCCGCCGACGUGGUGACAUGUCGUCGCGUGAGCAAGAAAUUCCUCGGAACUGUCGCCUAUUCCAAAGCACUGCGCCAGAAGCUCUAUCUCGAGCCGGACGCGGGAUGCGAGCGUCAUGUCAACCCUCUGGCCCCAUCGUGGUUCUAUCAGCAAAGAAACGGAUAUCGAGACAGUACCAUCGCCGCGCGAAUCGAUCUGGUCAAGCUGUGGGAGGAUUCGGGGGCUGAGCCCAGACCCUACUGGGACAAGAUGCUCGUCUCACAGCCUCCCAGUACCACUUGUGUGAUCCCCGUAGGAAGUCAAGUGACGAUUUACUUCCGAAGAUAUUAUCCCCAAGGCAUGACGUUCGGCGACCUGGAGCGGGCUGUCAUUGCAGCUUACGAGAUCAGGAACGGCCGACAGGCGAGGAAGGAAAGACUCGAGGAGCUUUCCGAGUACAACUCUGUCUUGAUCUACUGGCGAUGA
Messenger RNA from Lecanosticta acicola, 567 nucleotides. The record is from the annotation of a GenBank genome assembly. Lineage: Eukaryota; Fungi; Ascomycota; Dothideomycetes; Mycosphaerellales; Mycosphaerellaceae.